Molecule: messenger RNA, 3755 nt
Organism: Ipomoea triloba (trilobed morning glory)
Lineage: Eukaryota; Viridiplantae; Streptophyta; Magnoliopsida; Solanales; Convolvulaceae
Exons: 7
Coding region: 214-3570 (1118 amino acids)
Source: RefSeq, a predicted model, not a curated record
UGUAAUUUCCAAGUCUACGCCUUCAAGUUUGAAGGAAAGAAAGAGAGAGGGAGAUAGAGAGAGGAAGUCAGAGAGACAGAGAAAAACUCAUACUCUACCUCUCUUCGUCACUGGUAGUUUUUUUGUGUUUAUUGAUAACUUUUUUCUAGCUGAAAUUCCGAUGUGAAUUUGGGGUUCGAUCAGUCGGAGGAAUUGUGUUUUGUUCUGUCAGAGAUGAUGUUUGGCUUGGGGGUUUUGGGUAGUGGAGGAUCAUCUUCUUCAUCGUCGUCCAAUUUAUCGCCUUUGGCACCUCCCUUUACUGUUGAUCGCUUCAAUCAUUCAAAACCCAAUUCCAACCCGCCCUUGCCUUUAAAUGACUCGUCUUAUAAUCUGCUCUUUAGCCAGUCUUGGCAAUACGCCAACCCCUCUGCUUCUAGCCCAGGCUUCUUACCAAAACCGGAACUGGGUGCUGAUUCUAUGAGGACUACUUCCGUGCCUUUAGCUGAAGAAAACUCGGUUCCACAGUCUGUGAAACCCAGUAGUCCCUAUUGGUCCACUCAAACCCUGGAGGCUAAUCCUCUGAUUGAUGCAUUUUCAUAUGUAUCUGAAGGCAGGCCUUAUUAUCCUCCUUAUACAUCUCCCGUGGUUGGUGAAAAUACCCCCUUGUUGGCCAUAAAUGAACCUCAUCCUGAUUUGUUGCCUACUUCUAGUGUUGUACCGGGGAAUGUAUCAUCUCAAGUUGAUUAUACACAGAGUUUGGCCGGUUUGCAAUACUCUGCACCACAUUCAACUGGUGUUUGGAAUGGACUCACUGAUCAGAUGCAGGGGAAAAAGAUGGAAGUUAGUGGAAAUUUAUCUCUUGAGAAUGCAACUGCUGGUUGUUCAAAUCUUUUAAAAAAUUCUAUGAACCAAGGAGUUCAUUCCCUUCACUGUGGAAACAAAAAUCAAGAUAAUUCUGGCACUUUUUGUGGGAAUUUUACUGAAAGGGAAACACAUGACGGAUUUCUGAAGAUGGGACAUGUGACAGACAAGUCAUAUCUUGUUCAAGAGCUAGGCUUCUACCCUUCUAUGUUUUCAACAUCUUCUGAAUUGCAUUCAGUUGGCCAAUCAAUGGAAUCGUCUAAGGAUUUCAGGAACUAUAAGAAACCUUACAAUCCUUAUGAAAAAUGCAUCCAGCCACCUGAUUCCUACAAAUGUGAUAAUGUACCAGCACCUAAAUCCUCAACUACAGUGGUCAUUAGGCCACCAACUGCAGGCAAUAUUUCCUCAAUAAAAAAAGGCAGUUCUCACAAAACUGGAGAUGGUGGCAAAUUUGCAGCAAUUCAAAUUGAUGGAUUGGGUAGCCAUGAUCCCUUGAAGGGAGGACUUUUCCAGCCAGCAAAUUCAACAGAAAAAGGUGUUUAUUUGAACUCUAAUCAACUUAAUCUGUACAAAGAUGAUGAUCGUAGCAUCUGCAAUGUUUCAUGGUCUCUAAAGGAAAACCUGUCAUGCCAGUCCCCUGCUAAUGAUGCCUUUAAACAAACCAUUGAAUCAAACUCUGGAUCACAGGUUACUUUUACAAAAGUGUUGGAUGAUAUUUCUUUGGCUAGCAAUAGUAUCCAAGCUGUUCGGUACACUGAGAGUUAUUCAGAUGGUUUAGAUCAUCAUAAUCCAAAUGUUGAUUCACCUUGCUGGAAAGGAGCUCCGGCAUCUCGCACUUCUCCUUUUAAAGAUGAAGCUGCACCUCCACCCCAAGGGAAUCAUCAGUUUCCUCUUGAUGUAUCUACAAAUGCCACUUCUCAUUUAUUAUGUGAAAGCAAUGUGCACAAUGAGAAUGAAUGUGCUGUAAAUGUUAUGGCAAUUCCUUCUAAGAGUCCUGCAAUUGAAAAUUACACUACUAAAGAACAUCUGUCAUCUGAUGCUGGAAAAGCUGAACUGGAUCUCCAAACUCUUAGCAGCAGCAAAGGUGUUCAAAUUUCUCUUGACCUAAGUAACUCCGGGAAACUCAGUUUUGGAGAUAGUGUUGAUGCUGUGCUCAACAUCAAUGAUGCCUCAGAAGGUUGCACCGUUGCUCUUCAUGCUGCAGAAAAAGUUCUACACUCACCAAGUUCUCAGGAAGAUUCUGAACAUAAUCAGACGUAUGGAAGGUUAUCAAAUCCAAAAAUGGAUGUUCAAACACUGGUUAUGGCUAUACAUAACCUCUCAGAGUUGCUUCAAUUUCAUUGUUCAACUGAUGCAUGUACACUGAGGGAGCAAGAUCAUCAGGCCUUAAAAUAUGCGAUCAGUAACCUCAGUGCUUGUAUCCCUAAGAGUGGAAUGAUGAAUGCAACCCAUGACAAGGUGUUACCUGUGCAAAACAUGGUGGAUAAAAUUGAGGAAGGUUUCCAUAUGGAUACUGGCUUUGGCAUACCUCAGUUAAAGAAUGAAGCUGCUAGAUGCUUACAUGAUCAGCCUGGUAAUCAGAACAUUCAUGAAGCAAAGAACCACUGUGGUGAGAAAACUGAGAAUUUUAAACUUUUCCCCUCGAGCAAUACUCUAAACAUUUCAGAAGAGGAUAAUGUGGCCCAGGCUAUUGUGAAGGUCCUAAAUGAAAAUUUUCACUUUGAUGGAGAAAUGAAAUCACAAGCUCAUCUCUUUAAGAACCUAUGGCUUGAGGCUGAAGCAAAAUUGUGUUCCGUCAGUUAUAAGGCUCGUUUUGAUCAUAUGAAGAUUGCUAUGGAGUUGCAAAAUUCCACCAGGGUAAAUGAAAAUGUAGCUGCAGCAGAAAAGAGUUCAAGGUUCAAGCAUGUACCAGUUGUACCUGAUGGAAGCUUUGUGCGGAAAACAAGUGUCCAGAGCUCAUCUGUUUCUUGCACCACCCCUGAUAUUCAUGACAUUGAGGGUUCUAUCAUGGCCAGAUAUAAUAUCUUGAAAUGUCGGGAUGGAAAUUCCAACUCAACAUUUGUGGAAGGGGAACAAGAUUCAGAUGUGGUUCCUACUGGUUUUACCAGUAUAAAGAGUGGUAGGCCCCAUAUAGGUGAUAUGGACAUCCAAAAUUCCAUGGGAGCAAAAGGUGUUUCAGAAAACUCAGCUACUGCCAAUAGUAUUUCAAGCUUGCAAUCUUCCCCAGAAGCAAAUAUGUAUUCCCCGCUAGCAUCUACUGUUCCAGAUGCAGGCAUCGAGAAUUGUUCCAUUUCAUGCUAUACUACUACCCGUUGCAAUGAUGAUGCCGAGAGUUCUGUCAUGGCAAGAUUGAAUAUUCUGAAAGGUCGGGAUGGGAACUUCCAUUCAACAUAUGUGGGAGAGGAGCAAUAUCCGGAUUCAGCUGAUGCUAUGCAUUCACACACAAAAAGCGGUCAGUCAAUGUAUGUAAAACUACCCGAAGAAAAGAUUCUGAACGCUACCAUUGUGCCUCUACUGCAUCAAAGCCCGGGUGUGAGUGAAGUUGGUUCCUAUGCUGCAGAUGGAUCUGGAAAAGAAUCCAUGAAAGAGUUUCAGCUCUCAGUUGCAAAUAAUCCAGUCCAACAAACAAAUAGAAACAACAGAGUGAGUAUGGGAUCUUCAACAUUGUAUGAUACUUCUUCAUCGGAUUGGGAGCAUGUACAGAAUGAUGACUUUGCAUGGCAGAGUUGAGCCAUGUUUCCAUGGCAGUCUGGUCUGAAAGUUAGCUAGUAGUUGUAUAUGAACUUGUUUUAUUUGGCACUCUACGUAUCUGUUGUGUAUUUUGUUGAACGAAUCGGAUGAUAUCAAAACACUUUUUUGUGGGUUUGCAGUUUCUGCUCAGCUCUUUUCAAUAUAUCCUGCAAAAUUUUCAGAAA